Caenorhabditis remanei is the source of this 486-nucleotide messenger RNA. RefSeq lists its product as uncharacterized. The transcript is spliced from 2 exons. The coding region runs from base 1 to 486 and encodes 161 amino acids. The record is from RefSeq and is a predicted model, not a curated record. NCBI's taxonomy places the organism in Eukaryota, Metazoa, Nematoda, Chromadorea, Rhabditida, Rhabditidae.
AUGCAUCUAAUGGUUGCUAUUAAAGCGGAAGAAAUGUCUUUUGGCUUGAGUGGAACAGGCGGCUUUGGUUUGCUGGAUUGUGGCGGUGGUUGGACACUGCUUGGAACUGGAGCAGAAGUCGACGCUGACGUUGACGCCGAGGUAGACGGCAUGUUUGAUACAAAAGUCGUCACUGAAGUUGAUGUAGAUGGCUCUCCAUUGAUUGAUACGAGUGUCCUGGAAAAUAAUCAGUUAGUUGUUACUGAAAAUGCGUUGAAAUAUUACCUAUUGUCGCCACCAUCCAUAACCAAAGAACCAGAUGAUGACUCUUGUGAAGAUGUUUGCGUCGUUGGCACGACACGAAGUGAUCCUCCGAUUGAGAGCAUGCUAAGACGCUUACGUUCUGGGGCGACUGGUGCAUCGGAAAUUAUAUCCUCCAUACUGGCAGUCAUUGCUCUUGGAGCUGUCUGUGGUUCUGUUGGACGAGCUCCGACAGCGAUAUUGUAG